CUAAACAGUCUGGUUUGUUUACAUGCCUGGCUAACCUGUAUUAAAUGGGAAUUUAGCUACUUUGCAAACAUGCUCUUGUCAUUUUGAUACACAGAAAAUAUUAUCUGUUAUUUCUCUUAAGAAGAAGGAAGUGACAUGAAUCCUACAAACAGUGGCGAACCCCCAAAACCUGGAGAGAGACGCCCAAGGGAUGGCUCUAGCAAACUAACAACGUUUGCCCCUGAAAAAUAUGUCAGGGAUCAGCACGUUAUCCCAUUCCAUUUUCCACACAAGAGACUCCUCAGUUCACUUGAAAUUAAGAAAAAUGAAGGAGAGCCUUUGCCUGGGUUUACUGCUCACCAAAAGAAAAAGAGGAGAGAUGACCUAACAUCUGUAGAGUACCCCUUCCCCCGCAACGAUAUGAUGGUUUCCUCAAUACCUAAAAAAUCUGCAAAUCAAGAUGACGGGAUCUCUCUUCAAGACAGUGCUUUCAAUCAGAAAGAAAUAAUACAGUUGCUUCGAAACGACCCCCGGAUAGGCUUCUACUACAUGGUUUAUGCUGUUCCUCGAAACCAUGAGCUGUUCUCCCCAUACAAUCUCAAAAUAGUUGACUAUUCUUUGAUUGAUAAAGAAUGUUUUAUGACAAUAAGUGCUCAUGGUGUAACCCAAUACUUUCCAAAUGAGAUGAUAUUCACCCCUUUGGAUCAGUGGGAGAAGGAAUAUGACGACUACUGUCGCAUAAGCAAGAUAAAGCUCUUCUCGAAAUUUAGGCUCUGGAAAGCAUUUUUCAUGUGGAGGAAAAGUAUUACCCGGGCUAAGUUUAAAGAUGCACAGGAAUCUAUUCGUAAAAAUCUAUUUCUUCUCAAUCCUGUGCUACAGAAGGCUCUUUUGGAGAUGAGAGAGAUGUGCAUUGAGCUGCUUAAAAUUAACUUUUUUGACACAUCAUCAAUGCAGCUCAAUCCACUUUUCCAGUUCAUUGAGAUUCAGAUGCAUAAAAAAGAAAGCAUUCAAUCUCAGAUCCGAGAAUAUCGCUCUCAAUUCAAGGAAAUAAUAAACACUGCAUGCCAUGGAGCUUUACUUGAGGAAGGCUUUACUCCACAUGACAGCAAUAUGCGACUAUCAAGAAUACAGCUACUUCCAGGGCAGAGGUUACCUCCUCUUAAGGAUGGUAAAGUGAAAAUGCCAUACACUGAUCAAGCAAAGAAACGGAGGUUUUGUGCCCGUUUAACAUGUUUCAUUCAUUUGGUUGACCUGUUGAUUAUGGAUUCCUUCCAUGUCAUCAUUCGAAACUCUCAGACUGCAUUCAUGGAGGCCUUAGAUUCUUAUGUGGUCUUAACUCCAUCAUACGAUUUAUUGGUUGAAACAGAUACAUCAGCUGUAUUGGAAGAUAGACGUCCAUCUGACUCUCCUGAAAAUCCAUUAUUUGUAACUGAUGUUGUUUGUCAACCUGAAGCACUAACAUUAGAUCCAUCUGCUGAAGUGUUUGAUGCUAUGUUUAAUCAAAUAAUUGAUUUAUGGACAGAUGCAUUGGCAUCGGUGCCCACAUUUUUACCAGAUCCAUUUUUCAUUCCAUUUGCAGAACCUGAAAUUAAUGGAAAGAUGGAGGCAAGGGACUGUGGUAAUGGGUGUGAUUUUCGAUUUUGCCUUGGUAUUGAUGAGGUUGUAAAACAUUCUAAGAAAGAAAGUCUGCAUCUCCUUCGCAAAUCUUUUGAGGCUGCAGAAAGAUAUAUGCAACGUUUUCAGUUCAUACGUGAAUUUUACAAUGUAAACCUUGCAAUUUCUCCUGAAAACCUUGCUGAGAACGAAUUGUUGGAAGUGUUCAGAAAGCAUCUGGCUGAGUUUUCAAAGCAAGAAGGGGAGUUGGAAAGAACAGUGGACUCGCAAUCAUUGGGCCUUGUUUUGGUCAAGUUAGAUCGUCUGAAAGAAGAAGUGUUACCAUCUAAUCGGAGGCUUAGAGACAUUAUUGAGGAAGUGAUGCCACGUAUUGGUAGGGACAAAGUUUUAACUCUACUCAAGGAAGUUGAAGAGAAGCAGUUGUACAUUGAUCGAGACCCUAUCUUGACUAAAGAAUUUGUUGACUACCUUGAAUUUCUUGAGGGAAUAACAGAGAGAGUAGAAGAAAUGGAAGCUACUUUAGACUAUUGUAAGGAAUUAUAUGAUUUAUGUGAUGAGUACUCCAUAAUAGUUUCUGAGCAUGACAGUGAAGAGUACUAUAGAUUUGGGGAAGAGCUUGGUGCUUUACACAGAACUGUUGACAGAAAGUUGGCAGAUAAGAUUAGUCUAGUUGGUAAAUUUGUUGCUCAGUGUCAAGUGGAUAUAAAUGCUUUGCUAGAUGAUAUCAUGAAGACACAUGAAAUGGUCAUGGAUAAUAAAUUUGUUGACUCUAAUGCCAAUCCUGCUGAAAUACGUAUGGCUCUUGAAGAAGUUGCAGAGAAAGUGAAUGAGUAUGCAGAAAGAGCCACUGAAAUUAAGGGGUAUCAGAAAUCAUUUAGAGUGGAAGUGACCCGCUUUGAAAUGUUAGAUGAAGUUACAAAUGAACUACGCAUUCGUCAAUUGUUAUGGGAUAGCCUGGAGGAAUGGGAACAAUCAUUUAACCUUUGGAUGUCAUCGGAAUUCUCAUCAUUAGAUCCUGAGGAAAUGAUGCAAUUCACUAACAAGAACCUGAAAAAUGUACAACAGAUGGAAAAGCUGCUCCCUGAAAAUUUAAUUGUGCCCCAGUUUAAAAGUGCGGUUCAAGAUAUCAAGGAAAAGUUACCCACUAUUUCUAGCCUACGCAACCCUAAUUUGAAAGCUCGCCAUUGGUCCAACAUAGAGCAGAUGAUGAAUGUUCGAAUUUCACCUGAUGAGCCAGUAACCCUUCAAAGUCUGCUUGACAAAGGACUCAUGAGCUACACUGACCAGCUCAACGACAUAGCAGCUCAAGCUAGCUCAGAAGCAGCUCUUGAAAGCCUGCUUCGUAAAGUGGAAGAUGCUUGGCAACAAGCUGAAUUAGUUGUGUUAAAUCAUCGUGAUCAAAAGGAUGUUUUUAUAUUGGGGGGUUUAGAAGAAAUCUUCACAUUACUAGAGGAAAGCAUGAUAAAUAUCAACACCAUUUUAAGCUCCCGUCAUGUGGGACCUAUUAAGAGCCGGGUUGAAGACUGGCUCGAACAAUUGCAGCUUUUCUCCAAAACACUGGAUGAAUGGAUUCAAUGUCAACAGAAGUGGCUCUAUUUAGAAAGUAUUUUCUCUGCACCAGAUAUUCAGAGGCAACUGCCAGCAGAGGCUAAAAUGUUUAUGACUGUAGAUAAAUCUUGGAAAGACAUAAUGCGGCGCACUGCUAAAACUCCCAUUGCUAUGCCUGCUUGUACAUAUCCUGGGCUGUAUGAAACAUUUGUGAACAACAAUUCACUUUUGGAUCAAGUGAUGAAGUGUCUUGAAGCAUACCUGGAAUCAAAGCGGGUUGUCUUCCCUCGUUUUUAUUUUCUCUCAAAUGAUGAGCUGAUUGAGAUUUUGGCCCAGACAAGAAAUCCCCAUGCAGUUCAACCUCAUUUAAGAAAAUGCUUUGAUGCAGUGGCCAAACUAGAAUUCGGGAAAGGUGUAGGCGGGAUUCUAGAAGGAGAAGACAGUGACAAACUCUCCUCUGAUAUAGUUGCUAUGAUAUCCCCUGAAGGGGAGAGAGUACCUCUAACAAAGGGUUUGAAAGCAAGAGGAAAUGUUGAAGAUUGGCUUACGAAAGUUGAGGAAUCUAUGUUUACUUCUCUGAGACGUAUAAUGAAAUCUGCACUUGUGUCAUAUUCCCACACCCCUACUGAUGUAUGGGUACUAAAUCAGCCAUCACAGAUUGUCCUGACCAUAUCACAAGUAAUGUGGGCACUGACAGUUGAAAGCAUUCUUGGAAAUAAAUCAACUGCUCUCAAUGGAAUGCAGGAAUUUGAGAAGAAAAACUUUAGCGAUUUAAAUGUUCUUGCUGGAAUGGUCCGUGGAGAGCUCACAAAGCUGAAUCGUGCCGUCUUAUGUGCCCUGAUUACCAUUAAUGUCCAUGCUAGAGAUAAUAUUUCUGCUUUGGUGAAAAGCCAAGUUGUUGACAGAUCAAAUUUUGAGUGGCUGAAACAGCUUCGUUACUAUUGGGAGGAGGAUAUUGACAAUUGUGUAGCCAGGAUGUCAACAUCCCACUAUGUAUAUGGGUAUGAAUAUCUUGGGGCAUCUCCUCGUCUUGUUAUCACCCCCUUAACUGAUCGUUGCUACCUUUGUUUAAUGGGAGCACUUCAAUUAGAUUUAGGAGGAGCACCAGCCGGCCCGGCCGGCACUGGCAAGACCGAGACUACGAAGGACUUAGCCAAAUCUUUAGCAAUACAAUGUGUUGUAUUCAAUUGUUCAGAGGGUCUGGAUUACAAAAUGAUGGGCAGAUUUUUUUCUGGACUUGCCCAGUCAGGAGCUUGGUGUUGUUUUGAUGAAUUCAAUAGAAUUGACAUAGAGGUGCUUUCUGUGAUUGCUCAACAAAUCAUUACUAUCCGUAAUGCCAAAGCAGCUAAACUUGCACGUUUUAUGUUUGAAGGGCGGGAGAUCAAAUUAGUGGCACAGUGUGCUGCAUUUAUUACAAUGAACCCUGGCUAUGCAGGGCGUACUGAAUUGCCAGACAAUUUGAAAGCACUAUUUCGACCAAUAUCGAUGAUGGUUCCAGACUAUGGUCUUAUUGCUGAGGUAAUUUUGUACUCAGAAGGCUUUGAGUCCUCUAAAGUAUUAGCCAAGAAAAUGGUCCAAAUGUACAAGUUAUGCAGUGAACAGCUAUCUCAACAGGAUCACUAUGACUUUGGAAUGAGGGCUGUGAAAAGUGUACUAGUUAUGGCAGGUUCCCUCAAAAGGGCCAAUCCAGAUGUAGAUGAGAGUAUUGUUCUCAUUCGAGCAUUACGAGAUUCCAACUUGCCUAAAUUCUUGGUAGACGAUGCUGUCCUUUUCCAGGGUAUUCUGAAAGACUUAUUUCCAGGGGUUGAAAUACCUGAACAAGACUAUGGACAACUGAAGGAUGCCAUCAUAUCUGUCAUGAUAUCUAUGAAAUUACAACCAGUAGAGACUAUGGUCAUGAAGGUGAUCCAGUUACAUGAAACAUGCAUUGUACGACAUGGAGUUAUGUUGGUGGGCCCAACAGGAGGUGGCAAGACCACUGUUUUAAGGUCUCUUGGAGGUGCACUGGGAGAGCUUAAUAGAAGAGGGGUUAAAGAUCCUCAGUUUACUCCUGUACAUUAUUAUGUUCUGAACCCAAAGUCAAUAACCAUGGGAGAGUUAUAUGGUGAAGUCAACCCUCUGACUAUGGAGUGGCGGGAUGGCUUACUUGGCAUCAGUGUGCGAACAGCUGUUCAGAGCACUAAUGAAGAUCAUCAAUGGGUCGUAUGUGAUGGUCCGGUUGAUGCUGUUUGGAUUGAGAACAUGAAUACAGUCUUGGAUGACAAUAAAAUGCUAUGCUUAGCAAAUUCAGAACGAAUAAAAUUGACACCUCACAUUACAAUGAUGUUUGAGGUACAAGAUUUGGCUCAGGCUUCCCCAGCAACCGUUAGUAGAUGUGGAAUGGUUUACAUUGAUCCCAACGAGCUGAAAUGGUUACCUUUUGUUCAAUCAUGGUUGAGCAAGUUGAGUGUCCUGCAGGAUGACUUCAAAGAAUUUGUUCUUGAUCUUUUCAAAAGAGCUGUGGAUCGCAUAUUUUAUCACAUUGCUAAACACUGUGAUCAAGGCAUAAAUCAAGUAGACAUGGGAAAGAUUCAAGCCCUUUGCGCUAUUUAUGAAGCAUUACUUUUGGAGCCAGGUGCACUGGACAUGUCAACAGCAGAUAAACUUCGCCUCAAAAACUUUCUUUGUCAAGCAUUUAUAUUUUCAGCCCUGUGGGGCAUUGGUGGUAAUAUAUUGGAGACAGGAAGAGAUGGUCUUGAUAUUUGUAUCAGAGAAAUUUUUGAUGAUCAUCCUGAUGCAAGAUUACCGACCUCAGGAGAUGUCUGGAGUCUUUACAUAAAUGUAUCAGCACGCCGCAUGGAGCAGUGGACGAAAGUUAUGCCUUCUUUCCAUUAUGAUCCACAAACCCCAUUUUUUGAUUUGCUUGUACCGACCCAAGAUACUGUAUGUUUCACAUACAUCCUAGAAAAAAUGAUGACUGUAAACAAGCCAGUCCUUUACAUAGGAGGCACAGGUGUUGGGAAGUCGGUCAUAGCUAAAUCUGCUCUGAACAAUUUAUCUGCUACCGAUACAUAUGUUCCUGUUACCCUAAACUUUUCUGCUCAAACAAGCAGUAGCCGCACCCAAGAAAUUUUGGAAAUGCGUCUAGAGAAGAGAAAGAAAACUUUGCUUGGAGCUCCAAUGGGAAAAAAAGUAAUAGUUUUUAUUGAUGAUGUGAACAUGCCCAAACUAGAGGUGUAUGGUGCACAACCACCUAUUGAGCUAUUGAGACAAUAUCUUGAUUUUCAUGGUCUCUAUGAUCGAGAAAAGUUAUUCUGGAAAGACAUCAAAGAUGUAAUCAUCACUGCAGCCUGUGCACCUCCAGGUGGGGGGCGUAACCCUUUGACUCCUCGAUUUGUUCGACAUUUCAGUGUGCUUCACAUACCAAAACCCAAUGAAGCUUCUCUCAAAGUUAUAUUCAAGUCUAUUCUUCGAGGGUUUUUGUCGGAGUUUGUCAAGCCUAUUCAAGAUUUAGCGGAUGCAGUCGUCAAUGCUUCAAUUGAAAUUUAUCGGAGAAUAAUGGAAGACUUGCUACCAACUCCAACAAAGUCCCAUUAUGUCUUUAACUUGAGAGAUUUAUCUAAAUGUGUACAGGGAGUUCUACAGGCUGAUAGUAGUAGUUUAAGAGAAGGCAUUGAUCUUCUACGUUUGUUUUCACAUGAAUGUUUGAGAGUCUUUCAUGAUCGCCUGACCAGUGUUGGUGACAAAAGCUACUUUUAUAAACUCUUAGCAGACGUUAAUUCGAGAUGUUUCGGCAGUUCAGUCAUAGAAUUGCCUGAUGAUGAUGUGAUUUUAAAGCCUCCAAUAAUUCUUUUCGGAGAUUUCAUGAAUCCCUCUACUCCUACUGAAGAUAGAAUUUAUGAGGAAGUCAAAGAUAUGUCCAAGCUACAGAAUAUUUUGCAAGAUUAUCUGGAUGAAUAUAAUUUAACAGCACCUUGUGAAAUGAAACUCAUACUUUUUAUGGAUGCCAUUGAACACACUGUCAGAAUAGCUCGUAUUCUUAGAGCUGAAAGGGGGAAUGGAUUGCUUGUGGGAGUUGGUGGAAUGGGAAAACGCAGUUUGACUAUCCUGGGGGCCCACCUCAAUGGCUACAAAUGUUUCCAAAUUGAACUAGCUCGAAAUUACAACCAUGAGUCCUUCUUUGAAGAUCUUCGGAAAUUGUAUUUUAAUGCAGGAGCUAAAAAUGAAGCCACAGUAUUUCUUUUCACUGAUACACAAGUGGUUGAGGAAGAAUUUCUUGAGGAUAUAAAUAAUAUCUUGAAUUCAGGGGAAGUACCUGGUCUCUUUGAGGGGGAUGAGCUUGAAAAGGUAAUUCAAGCAGUACGUCCAGCAGCCAAAGAAGCAGGCAUCAUGGAACAUAACAGAGAUGCCAUUUUUAAUUUUUUCAUUACCCGUGUGCGCUCUAAGUUACAUCUCGUACUGUGCAUGAGUCCUGUAGGAGAUUCGUUUAGGCAAAGGUGUCGCAUGUUUCCUUCAUUGGUGAAUUGCUGUGCUAUUGAUUGGUUCUCUGAAUGGCCGCAAGAUGCUCUCCUCUCAGUAGCUGUGAACUCUCUCAAAGAGCAUAUUGAAGAAGAUCAUUUGGACAACUAUGCUAAUAUUUGUGUUUUGAUCCAUGAGAGCGUUGGUGAAAUGUCACAGAGAUUUUAUUUGGAGAUGCGCAGACAUUAUUACACAACACCCAGUAGUUACCUGGAACUCAUAAAACUCUUUUUGGCAUUGUUAGACAAAAAACAAAAAGAAACAAGUGGACAACGAGAUCGCAUUGCUAACGGUUUGCAGAAACUGUAUGAAACUAAUGACCUAGUGGCCCAAAUGAAAAUAGAGCUCUCAGCUUUAGGGCCUGUUCUGAAAGAAAAGUCAGAAGCGACAAAUAAGUUAAUGGAUCGCCUUGUAAAAGAGCAAGCUCAGGCUAUGGAAGUUCGUCAAGUUGUAGAAGCUGAUGAGGCCAUUGCCAAAGUCAAAGCUGAUGAAACACAAGCCAUUGCCGAUGAUGCUCAAGCAGACCUUGAUCAAGCUUUACCUGCUAUGGAGGCAGCAACAAAAGCUUUAGAAGCUCUCAACAAAAAUGAUAUAAAUGAACUCAAGGUUUUCAAUAAACCUCCCCCUCUGGUUCGAACUGUGAUGGAAGCUGUUUGCCUGCUUCUUGGUCAAAAAACUGAUUGGGCAACAGCAAAGGUGGUUCUAGCUGACACUAAUUUUUUGAAGAAAUUACAAGAGUAUGACAAGGACCACAUACCUGAUAUGACCUUAAGAAAGCUGAAGGUUUACAUAGACAACAAAGAUUUUGUCCCAGAUGUGGUAGCAACACAAUCGAAGGUUUGCAAGUCAAUUUGUCUUUGGGUUCGUGCCAUAGACACUUACUCGAAAGUUUAUAAAAUUGUUGAGCCCAAGAAAAAGAGAUUAGAGCAGGCUGAGCGUGAGUUGGCUGCUGUUAUGGCUGUGCUACAGGAAAAGCAGCAGAAGUUAGCAGAUGUUGAGGCAACAAUUGCCAAGCUAGAGGCAACUUAUGAUGCAAGUUUAAGUGAAAAGAUUGAAUUGGAGGAUAGUAUUGCUUUAACAUCUGCUCGUCUAGCACGUUCGGCCAGUUUAACAGCUGCUCUUGGUGAUGAGCAAGUUCGUUGGGAAAGCAGUGUCAAGAUGUUGACUGAAGAGUUACAGAAUAUGACAGGGAAUGUACUCAUAGCUGCUGCAUAUUUGUCAUAUCUUGGAGCUUUUACUGCUAGCUACAGGAAAGAACUAAUUAAGACAUGGCUGCAGCGAUGUAUGAAUUUAAAAAUUCCUGCUUCAACAGCAUUCGACCUGAUCCUUGUGCUUGCCGAUCCGUAUGAUAUACGUUUGUGGAAUUCAUUUGGCUUGCCACGUGAUAAUAUUUCUACUGAGAAUGCUAUCCUAGUCACACAAGCUGGACGUUGGCCUCUAAUGAUUGAUCCACAGGAGCAGGCUAAUCGCUGGAUACGAGCAAUGGAAGCUAAGAAGAAUCUGAAGGUUGUAAGAUUGACGGAUGGUAACCUCCUUCAAUCUUUGGAGAGUGCUAUUCGUCUAGGCUAUCCUGUCUUACUUGAAGAACUUGGGGAAACACUGGAUCCUGCACUUACACCUAUACUGUUGCGUCAAACUUACAUGAAGUCAGGCCGUUUGCUGAUUAGGUUUGCUGAUUCUGAGAUUGAUUAUGACAAAAAUUUCCGGUUGUACAUGACUACAAAAAUGAGCAAUCCUCAUUAUCUUCCUGAAAUAUGCAUACAAGUCACCCUUGUAAAUUUUACAGUGACACUUUCAGGCUUGGAAGAUCAACUGCUAGCGGAUGUUGUGAGAUUGGAACGGCCUGAUUUAGAAACACAACGCACUGAGCUCAUUACAAGAAUUAAUGCAGAUAAACAGCAACUUAAAAAUAUAGAGGACAAAAUACUACAGCUUCUAUUCCACUCAACAGGAAACAUCUUAGAUGAUGAAGAACUAAUAGAAACUCUAAAUGAAAGCAAGGAAACUUCUGCUAUUAUUAGCACUCGGUUAGAGGAAGCUGAGGCAACGGAGGAAAAGAUUUCCAUUGCCAGAGAAAAGUACCGUAUAGUUGCAGCAAGGGGCUCCUCCCUUUAUUUUGUGGUUGCUCAACUCGGGGAAAUUGAUCCAAUGUAUCAAUACUCACUAAAAUACUUCAAAAUGGUAUUCAAUACUGUGAUUGAAACUAGCAAAAAAUCAUCAGACCUUAACCAAAGGUUGCGAGUAUUACUCUCAGAGACAACUUCAGCUGUGUACUCCACAGUGUCAAGAGGCCUGUUUGAAAAGCACAAGCUUGUUUUUAGUUUUCUUCUUUGUACAAGCAUUCAGCAACAAGCAGGAUCUGUGUCUGAGCUUCAAUGGAAUUUCCUCUUGAGAGGCUCGUCAGCAACAAAACCAGAGGCAGGGUCACAAAAACCAACUGGUUUAUUAAUCUCUGACCAAAUGUGGAUAUCUGCACAAUAUCUAGCUAAGGUCUUUCCACCUUUUAUCGAAUUACCUGCAGCCUUGACAUCUGUGAUUACACUUACAGUUGGGGAUUUACGCAUUGAUAUCAAACUUGGUUCCAGCAACCAAAGUGGCAAGGAUUGGAAUGGAUCUCUGGACGAUUUCAGUAAAUUGAUGCUGAUCAAAGCAUUAAAACAAGAGAAGCUGGUCUUUGCCAUUACUGAAUAUGUCAAAAAGAAACUUGGUCAAACAUUUGUGGAAAGUCCCCAAGUAAAUCUUAAUGUACUGUACCAAGAUACAAAUAAUAUCACCCCUUUGAUAUUCAUAUUAAGUACUGGCUCAGAUCCAUUUGGAUCAUUCCAACGCUUUGCAUAUGACCUGGGCAACAGGGACAAAGUUCAGGCUAUUUCCCUUGGACAGGGCCAAGGACCUAUUGCAGAGAAAAUGAUUCGCUCAGCGUCUUCAAGAGGUGACUGGGUCUUCCUUCAGAACUGUCAUCUUGCAGCUUCAUGGAUGCUGUCACUUGAGCGACUAGUUCAGUCAUUGGCAGAGGCACCUGAUAAAGUGCAUAUCGAUUUCCGACUGUUUCUCAGUUCGUCACCUUGUCAAGCAUUUCCCGUGUCUGUGCUCCAAAACUCUAUCAAAGUAACCAAUGAAUCACCAAAGGGACUAAGAGCUAAUAUAAAGAGAGCAUUUUCAGAAAUGAGGGAGGAUUUCUUUGAAGACAACCCACUUGGCCCUCAUUGGCGAAGAAUGGUGUUUGGAAUUUGCAUUUUUCAAGCAAUCAUCCAAGAAAGGAAAAAGUUCGGUCCUUUAGGUUGGAAUAUUAUCUAUGACUUUAGUGACAGUGACAGAGAAUGUGCUCUCCUUAACUUAAAAUUAUUUUGUAAUGAUGGGUUCAUACCUUGGGAUGCAUUGGAGUAUAUCACAGGGGAAAUUACUUAUGGAGGUCGUGUUACCGAUAAUUGGGAUCAACGGUGUCUAGCUACUAUCUUGAGAUGUUUCUUUUCAGAGAAAACCUUGGAAGCAGGCUACAAAUUCUCACAGUCAGGUGUUUACUAUUGCCCUGAAUCAGAGGCAUGUAAAACUUUGGAUGAAUACCGUAACUUCAUCAACAAACUACCUAUUAUUGAUGAACCUGAAAUUUUUGGCAUGCAUGAAAAUGCCAAUAUAGCAUUUGAGAUGAAUGAAACUCAAGCAGUGAUCCAAACAAUACUGAGUGUUCAACCUCAAGAAUCAAAAGGAGGUGAAGCUGCAUCAAGUGAUGACAUUGCUUUAGAAUUAUCAAAAAGUAUUUCGCUCAGAAUUAUUGAAAGACUGGAUGUAGAAGAAAUUCACCCUCAUCUGGGAAAGAGAGAUGAAGAGGGUAGAUUGCCAUCCCUCACCACAGUUCUCCUUCAGGAAGUGGACCGAUUUAACAAACUCUUACUGGCUAUUCACUCCUCCUUAUCAAAUUUAAAUCGUGCCAUUAAAGGAUUUGUAGUUAUGUCCGAAAGCUUAGAAGAAGUGUAUUAUGCUUUCAUCAAUAAUCAAGUGCCGAAGUUGUGGGCAAGAGCAGCUUAUCCCUCGAUGAAGUCACUGUCCAGUUGGGUCCAUGACCUGGAGCUUCGCCUAGAUUUUAUUAAGAUGUGGCUUACAACUGGGCCUCCAGAAUCAUUUUGGCUGUCCGGGUUCUUUUUUCCUCAAGGAUUCCUGACAGGCGUUUUACAAACUCAUGCUCGUAAAUACGCUCUUCCAAUAGACCAACUUAUGUUUGACUUUAAUGUUGGGAGUGUAUUGCUACAUCAGCAUGAGGUAGAGCAAGAACACCGCAAGGCUAAAACUGAGGUAAAGUCAGCUUACAAAGGAGUGCAUCAACCAAAAGAUGGAGUAUUUAUCCAUGGCCUGUUCUUGGAAGCCGCUCGUUGGGACUAUGAUCAGAAAAUGUUGGCUGAUCCAAAUCCAGGAGAAAUUAAUCCCCCACUUCCAGCGGUACUCCUUGCGCCUGGCACAUCAAUUCCAGAAAGCCCUCUUCGUUACAAAGCUCCCUUGUACAAGACGUCAGUUCGAGCUGGCGUUCUCUCCACCACCGGGCACUCUACAAAUUUCGUUAUGACUGUUCUACUCCCCACAAAUCUGAAGGAAGAUGUGUGGGUCACCAGAGGGUGCGCUUUACUGACACAGAUAUCAAAUUAAUUGACAAUCCAGCUGUGCGUGUUCGGCCUGUGCUUUUAAACUUUCCCGCUGUUUUUGUACCAACAUCUGUAAAGCUAAUUUUCUUAUUUUCUAACAAAAAUGACAAAGGAAACUUU
Thrips palmi is the source of this 12392-nucleotide messenger RNA. It is a transcript of the gene Dhc16F, whose product is annotated as dynein heavy chain 6, axonemal. NCBI's taxonomy places the organism in Eukaryota, Metazoa, Arthropoda, Insecta, Thysanoptera, Thripidae. The transcript is spliced from 66 exons. Gene Ontology annotation, molecular function: dynein light intermediate chain binding; ATP binding; ATP hydrolysis activity. Gene Ontology annotation, cellular component: dynein complex. The record is from RefSeq and is a predicted model, not a curated record. The coding region runs from base 136 to 12276 and encodes 4046 amino acids. Gene Ontology annotation, biological process: microtubule-based movement.